This is a messenger RNA of Neoarius graeffei (lesser salmon catfish), 835 nucleotides long. RefSeq names its product signal recognition particle 19 (gene srp19). Gene Ontology annotation, cellular component: signal recognition particle, endoplasmic reticulum targeting. The transcript is spliced from 5 exons. Gene Ontology annotation, molecular function: 7S RNA binding. Gene Ontology annotation, biological process: SRP-dependent cotranslational protein targeting to membrane, signal sequence recognition; SRP-dependent cotranslational protein targeting to membrane. The record is from RefSeq and is a predicted model, not a curated record. Bases 140 to 565 code for a protein of 141 amino acids. NCBI's taxonomy places the organism in Eukaryota, Metazoa, Chordata, Actinopteri, Siluriformes, Ariidae.
CAGGAAGAACGCCACUUCCUGUUUCUGUAACGAUGAGGUAUAUGUUGCUUUUAAGAGAUGUAAGCGUGUCAUUUUAGCAACAUAUUUGUCCAAUAUUAACGAGUUUAGUUUCAGAAAAUUCAUACAACAAUCGUAUAAGAUGGCUUAUCUAACAAGCAAUCCUGCUGAUGAAAACAGGUACUUGUGUAUAUAUCCAGCUUACAUUAACAGUAAAAAGACAUUAGCAGAGGGUCGAAGAAUACCAAUCGAGAAGGCUGUGGAAAACCCAUCCUGUGCUGAAAUCAGGGAUGUUCUAACUGCGGCAGGAAUGAAUGUCAGAAUUGAGAACAAGCUGUAUCCAAGGGAAUGGAAUAGAGAUUUACAGUUCAGGGGAAGAGUGCGAGUUCAACUCAAACAAGAGAAUGGAAGCUUGUGUCAGGAGAAAUUUACUUCUAAAAAAGAUGUCAUGUUCUAUGUGGCUGAGAUGAUUCCAAAGUUAAAGACAAGAGCACAGAAAAGUGGAGGAAGUGACACAGGAUCACAACAAGGAGAAGGAGGGAAGAAAGGAAAAAAGAAGAAGAAGUAGCUAUAUGCUCCUGAAAAUACACACUUCAUACAAACUUUAACACUGAGCUUUACAGUUGGUUAUGAUUCUCUUGUAUGUCAUCUCAGUACAGAAAAGUACCCCAGGCUUUAACAAUUGUCAGUUGUUUCAAUUUUGUGGACAUGUCAGUUUUCAUCAUAAAAUCCUAAACAAAAUCCAAGCAGCAACAGAAUUUUAUUUUAAACCUCUACACUUCUGUUGUUUGUAUUGUUUUCAAUUAUAUUACAGUAUUAAAUUUGCUUCCAUUUGAAA